This is a messenger RNA of Ilex paraguariensis (yerba mate), 1389 nucleotides long. The record is from the annotation of a GenBank genome assembly. Lineage: Eukaryota; Viridiplantae; Streptophyta; Magnoliopsida; Aquifoliales; Aquifoliaceae.
AUGGCCUCUGUCCUUCAAUCGCCAUGGCUUUGUCCUCACAAACCCAUCAAACCUUUUGUUUCAUCAGCAAAACCAAAUUUCAUAAACCCCACAUUCAAUCCCCUCAAAGUCUCGUCUUCGUUAGCCCCCUCCAAUGCUGAAUCUUCAUCAGACUCAGACUCACCGGGAAAAUCUGCUGAAGCUGAAUUGGGCAAAACAGACCCUGUGAAGCUCGCGUUUGAGAAAGCUAAAGCGUACAAGAAAUCGGUACCCACGAAUCCAACUCCAAAAGUUGUUCAAGACCCAGUUCAACAAUUUGCUGAAACAGGUGAUAAGAAUGGUGGGUUGGUAUCAGAAGUUAGCAAGGCUGAAAAUAAAGAGGUUCCCAUUGCUUUUAAGCUUGCAAUGGAGAGAGCAAACGAGUAUAAGGACAAAGGAAUAAUGGAUAGCAGUAAAAGCGUGGAAAGAAAUGAGACAACUUCAGAAGGAAAUGCGGGGAAUUUUGGAAAAGGGUUUGUUGAGAGGAGGGUUGAUAAAAAGAAAGAACCACAGGUUUCAAGCAUUGAUUUUAUGGGGCUCAACUUUGCUGAUAAGAAGGAUAGCAGGGGAUUGCCUGCUGGAUUGGUUCCACCAACAGACCCCUUUCCAGAAGGGAACAUACCAGAGGUGGAGAUAAUUGUUGGGGAUGCAAGCAAUUUUGGAGAUGCAGCGGCCACAAAGGCAAAGCCAAUCCAAAAAGACAAUUCUGAUCUUUACAAGCCGAGGGUUUCUACAUGGGGAGUUUUCCCUAGACCUGGCAACAUUUCAAAAACUUAUGGUGGUGGAAGAAAUAUUCGCCCUGGGGAGGUGCUUGAAACAGUAGAAGACAGAGUUGCCAAAGAAGCUCAUACAAAGCAAUUACUUGCUGCAUACAAGAGCCAAAUAGGCUUAAACAUUGAUCCCAGGCUAAAAUCUGAAUGUGAGAAGGUAUUGAAGGAUGGAGACUCCUUGAUGGAUCUUGGAAAGCUUAAGGAAGCAUUACCAUUCUAUGAAAAAGUUAUGGAUAAGUUGCCAUAUAAGAGUGAACUUCAUGGGAUAGCUGCAUUGCAGUGGUCUAUUUGUCAAGAUUCACUUAGUAGGUUCAAUGAAGCUCGAGUUAUGUAUGAGAAGCUUCAGUCUCAUCCCAAUGCUCAAGUGAGCAAGAGAGCUAGGCAAUUUAUGUUCAGUUUCCAGGCCAUGAAAAUGAUGAAGGUUACAGGUUCAUCUUUUCCUCUGGUGAGCAUGGGUUACCAAAAUUAUUUUGAAGCAUUUAUUGAAGAUAAAGCCAACUACCCUUUAAAAGAGCCUGAAGAUAAAGAAGGAGUCAGACAGUUAAUCUGCGAGCAAAGUUGCAAGGAAGGAAACUCAGUAGCACAGGUUGACACUCUAUGA